Cyprinodon tularosa is the source of this 3590-nucleotide messenger RNA. RefSeq names its product non-SMC condensin II complex, subunit G2 (gene ncapg2). The record is from RefSeq and is a predicted model, not a curated record. NCBI's taxonomy places the organism in Eukaryota, Metazoa, Chordata, Actinopteri, Cyprinodontiformes, Cyprinodontidae. The coding region runs from base 51 to 3467 and encodes 1138 amino acids. Gene Ontology annotation, cellular component: nucleus; condensin complex. The transcript has 26 exons. Gene Ontology annotation, biological process: mitotic sister chromatid segregation.
UUCUCUUAAAGAUUUCAGGUUACUUCUUAUCCAUGGUUUAACACGGAAUAAUGUCCAAGCGAAAGGCGUUUUUAGAAGCAACCUCAAAGGAAAAGGUGGAGGACUUUCUUCGCUUUAUUCAGCUUCACAAGGACAAAGCUGAGCCCUUUGAUGUUGAGGAGGUGGUUCAGGAGAUGCCCAGAGAGCAGAGAGAGGCUCUCUGGAGGCAGCUGGAGUCGCUGCUCCGUGAGAUUUUGCUGGAGUUACCUCCAGACCAAUGGGAAGAGGAAGAGAGAAUGCAGCAGGAAUCCGUUCCAGAUGCUAAACACGUCAUGGCGGUGGUGGACGGUGUUGUCCUGGUGGUUGCUGCAUCUCUAAGGGUUUUACAGGAUGGGGACUCCUAUAGCACACUUUUAGAUAUCGCCCACAGACUUCAUGAUGUUUUGAUGUCACUUCCUGUGUCAGAGGCGGCGUUGCAGCUCCACAUACAGAAGCUGUUUGAAGCCUGGUGGAAGUUGGGACUGCUGGAGAGGGAAAAGUUUGGUCGUGUGGCUUUCCUUUUCUCCCUGCAAAAUAGCUUCCUCCUAAAGAAACCGAGUGCUGAGAUUGAGAGAGUGUGGAGCCUUCAUGAUGUUCUUGCCAGUCUGGACUACACAUCGGAAGACAACAAGCAGAUAGUCGACCUGCUGCUGCAGUGCUUUCACCGUCCCACUCACAUUAGAAACGACGACGGAAAGCGGUUCCUGGUGUCCCUUUUCAACUGGGAUGUUGAUUUUAUCAGGGUUAUCCACGGCACCAUUAAAAACCAGUUGGAGUUUUAUGACAAGGGUGUAGUUGAUCAUAUUGCAGAAAUUUACUUCAGAGCCUGGAAGAAGGCUACUGGGGACUUCCUGGAGACGAUUGAGAGCGCAUGCAUUCAGGAUCUGAUGCAAAAUGCCAUUCUUCUUCAAAGAAAAUCACCUGUUCACAGCAAAGUUAGACAGAUUUUAAGCUAUUUUCACUCCAGGAAAACAAGUCAUGGUGUGGACAAGAUGCUGUAUAACCUCUACAGGCCGAUCCUCUGGAAAUCCCUGAGUGUUCCUAACUUUGAGGUUCGUGCAAACGCCACUUUGCUUUUCUCUGAAGCCUUCCCAGUCCAUGACCCAGAAGAAAACUCCAAAACUAUGGAUCUGAAUGUUCAAAAGCAGCUGGACACAAUGAUGGGGCUCUUUGACGACCCUCAACCUACCGUGCGUGCUAACGCCACCCUGGGGGUGUGUAAGAUCCUGUCAAAGUUCUGGGAGCUCCUUCCUCCAACAAUCAUCACAGACUUCCUGAAGAAGCUGCUGAUGGAGCUGGCUGCUGACAGCAGCUCUCCUGAUGUCCGCUGCUCAGUCUUUAUGAGCUUGACUAUUGUGUUGGACAACCCUUUGAGCCACCCACUGCUAGAAAAACUCCUGCCAACUCUCAAGUACAGCCUCCACGACACGUCAGAGAAAGUCCGUGCAGCUUUCCUUGACCUGCUCAUCAAGGUUAAAGCAGUCCGUGCUGCCAAGUUCUGGGACAUCUGCAGUAUGGAACACCUGCUAGCCCGUCUCGCCAUCGACUCACAGACAGUGUCCAAACGUAUCGUCAACCUGCUCUUCAAGUCCUUCUUCCCUGUUGACGAGUCAGAGAAGGAGUGGUGCUGCCGCUGCGUCACCCUCAUCCAGAUGAACCCCAUGGCUGCCAGGAAGUUCUACCAGUUUGCUCACAAACACACGGCCACCACAAACAUCGUAAAGCUGAUGCUGGCUAUUCGUCGCACUCUAAACAGCUUCAUCCAGGUGGAUUUUGACAUGACGGAGAUUAAUGAAAGCAACAAGGAAAACAGCACACAGGCUGGGCCUGUGUUGCUGGGACAGGACAUGUCUGUUGUGUCCAGUUUACUGGAAGUGGUGGCCAUCCUGUGGAGAAGUGUUGAGAAGGCUUUGAAACAAAAUGAAGAGGCACACAAAUACACAGUGGCAAAAUUUGGAAAUGUUAUGACAAAAUACUUCAAAGCUUUUGAGGAUGAGCGCUGCACUGCACCACUCAUACAGCUGGCGUCUUUCAUGCCCCCUGCUGCAGUUCCAACAUUUAGCUGUGGAGUCCUGUCCAGACUGAGGAGAAUGAACUCUGGAGCGACUUCAGCUCUGUUCAGCCAGCUGCUGGACUGCGUCUGCAGUUGGGGUCAGGUGGCUGACAUCCUAGAGCUGGUGUCUGAUUGGCUUAGUGAGUCUGUUCCCAAGCAAACGGAAAAAGCCACUAAGAGUAGGAAGGUGCAAAUCCAGGAGACGCUGGAGGCCAAACCAGAUCUGGCUCUGGUGUAUCUGGAAUACCUUUUCAGCCACACUUCCACACGAGAGAAAGUCCUGGCUCUCGGUGAGGGCCCUCUGAGGCAGCUUCAUACAGUUUUGGGGAACUGGAAGUCGGUGCUCUACACUUACCUCAGCUCAUCUACAGAGGAUCCAAACAGUCCCACUGUGCAGACGGCGCUGAAAGCCUUUAUAUACCAUGGUCGUCUCAGUGUUCACCUCCAGCAUAGCUCGGCAGAAGGUCGGGACUACCUGAUCUCCCUGGAGAAAAUGGCAGUGUGGAUCUCAGACAGGGUUCUGCCCUUCCUUACCAAACAUAGGAGUGAUGACGGCAAGGAUUCGGGGAAGUCUCAGCAGCUCGCCUCAAAGAUAACAGAGAGCUUCCUGACAUUGUGCCGUGACAUUUUUCUGGUUGGUUUGGGAGAUGAGAUAUUCAAAGGCGAGAUCCUCCACAUGUGCUCACUCAUCCUCAACUCAGAGUCAGGCUACAGGUGUAUUCCUGCAAUUCUGCCAAUUUUAAAGGAGGUGGCAAACUGCUUUGUGCCCUGUGAUAACAUUCGGGACCAGAACAGUCAUGAUGAGUCCAACUUGGUCAUGUUGGGUGUGGUGGCCAACCUUUUCCAUAAGAUCAUAGCGUUGCUGACAAGUUCCCUGAAGAAAGACCCAGAAGAAGGACAACUUCUGUGUCAGUCAGCCGUUCCCAGUCUGACGGACUUCUUCCAGGUGGCCCAGACCUGGCAGCCAGCACUUCUUAGCGAGGUUUACUCCACUGUGUUUGCUGCCAUCAUUGUGGAGAACAUACGUAUUCUUCAGAAGCUUGCUCUUCCUGAAGAGGUUUUCGUUCCUCAGUCAGUGGAUGAAAUGCCUCCUUUGUCCAACUUACUGCUAUCCGUCAUCAUCAUAUCACCCUCUAUCACAAGCUCGUUUUUGGCAGAGGUCUCUUCGUCUCUGGACUCGGAUGCCCUCAGCAGUUUCACCGAACUGGUAGCAGUUCUGCACGUCUUGGCCGUCAUUAAACAAAAGGGGCAUAACAAAGGUGCCUUAAAGAGCGCUGCUAUAUCUAUCCAGCGGCGUCUUCACGAACAUGCAGUCUCUUCUUUGGACAGCAGAGAACUCCAUCGGUGCAUGUAUGAAUCCUCAGUGAAGACCUUGAAUGACCUUCUGCAUUUCUAAUCCCCAGUAAAUUAAACAUGAUGGGUUUGUGUUGAGUGUUUUUUUAUGCAUUGUAAUCUCCAUAUUCAUACUGUAUAAACACAAAGCCUUUACAUUAAAAAAAAGAUGCUGAAACAAACAGGU